GCCCUCUCCCGUGGGUAGCCCCGCCCAUUCCCCCGCGGACCAAGCUGGACUACGGAGACGGCAAUGGGGAAACUCCGGGACAAAGUGUCGGAAAAAGCGUGUACGAGUCCGCCGCCGGUUGCAAGCGGGGUGCAGGAGGAGCAGCGGGCGCCGGACAGUGAGCCGGUGUCCCGGGCCUUGACACCGAGCAGCAGCCUGGAGUUGGCGGAAGCCCGGAGGAGGCUACUAGAGAUGGAGCAUCGGCAACGCCGUGUCCGGGAGCUGGAGAUCAGCUUGCAGCAGCUGCGCGAUAUCUUGGUCCGGGCCGAGCAGGAGGCCGUGGAACACGGGGAGCUGGUCAACCGAAUCCGCAGCGGUGCCCAGCAGGGAGAAAUUGGACUCAGCGCCCGGAGCCAGAGCAUCAAAACCCGCCUCAAAUUCCGAGCCCACCGGGCGCCGCUGAUGGUGGCCGCCGCCUUUGGGCUCCGCGGCUGCUUCCCCUGGACCAGAAAAUGAGGAGCUGCAGGGAUAGGGUGCAGGAGACGGGCCAAUCGGCCAGGAGCCGCAGGUCUGUCGUGUAAUUUCCCGAGUCCUCGAAUCUUCUUUCACUCAGAAUGUAUAUGAAAUUAAAAUAAAUAUUUAUUUAACUCAG
This is a messenger RNA of Stegostoma tigrinum, 631 nucleotides long. Its product is annotated as TMF-regulated nuclear protein 1-like. Gene Ontology annotation, cellular component: nucleus. The record is from RefSeq and is a predicted model, not a curated record. Gene Ontology annotation, biological process: regulation of cell population proliferation. Lineage: Eukaryota; Metazoa; Chordata; Chondrichthyes; Orectolobiformes; Stegostomatidae. Bases 64 to 495 code for a protein of 143 amino acids. The transcript has a single exon. Gene Ontology annotation, molecular function: DNA binding.